Molecule: messenger RNA, 444 nt
Organism: Brachypodium distachyon (stiff brome)
Lineage: Eukaryota; Viridiplantae; Streptophyta; Magnoliopsida; Poales; Poaceae
Product: E3 ubiquitin-protein ligase RDUF1
Exons: 1
Coding region: 1-444 (147 amino acids)
Biological process (GO): protein ubiquitination
Cellular component (GO): cytoplasm
Molecular function (GO): ubiquitin protein ligase activity
Source: RefSeq, a predicted model, not a curated record
AUGGAGCUUGCCGCCAUGGCCGUGAGGGUGCCGGAGCACGUGCUCGACGACGGCGGCGGUGACGGCGGGCUCAGCAGCAGAGGGGCCUUCUUCGCGCGGCGGCGGGGGCCGCCUAGCUACUUCUCCUCCUCCUCCUCCUUUUCCGGCGCCCCCGCCGACCCGGCGUCCAGCGAGGCCAUGGCGGCGCUGCUGCGCCGGGUAGUGCUGCCAGAGCCGGAGACAACGAGGAGGGAGGAUUGCUGCGCCGUGUGCCUUGACGGCUUGGAGGACACCGGCACCGGUGCCGGCGAGCCGGCGGCGGUCAGGAGCAUGCCGUGCUCGCACUCGUUCCACGAGGGCUGCAUCUUCCGGUGGCUCGCCGUCAGCCGCGUCUGCCCCUGCUGCCGCUUCCCGCUGCCCUCCGCCGCCGCCGCCGGUGCUGGAACCGGAAAAAGAACCAACUGA